CGUGAGUGAUUUAAAAUUAGUUUCAAGUAAAAUAACUUUUUUGUGUGGGUAUGUGUUAUGUUUAUAAUAAGAAUUAAAAUGUUACAAAGUGGUGUAUGUAAGGCUGUAAAUCUUAGAACACUAGCUAUAGCUAGACCCAUUGUAUACGUUCCUAAACACAGGCCACCUGACCCCAAGGAUUUUGAGAUACUCACAGAUUUUCUUACAAAAUAUCAUAAAAUACUCAUAUUAACUGGAGCUGGAAUAUCGACAGAGUCAGGCAUACCUGACUACAGAUCAGAAGAAGUAGGUCUAUAUGCCCGCAGCAACCAUAAGCCUAUUCAGUAUCAGGAAUUUGUCAAGUACCCUAAAGUUCGACAGAGGUAUUGGGCAAGAAACUUCAUUGGAUGGCCAAGGUUCUGCAAUAUACAACCUAAUGCUGUACAUUACUCUAUAAAUGAACUAGAAAAGGCAUGAAAGGUGACAUCAAUAGUAACCCAGAAUGUUGACAGACUACAUCACAAAGCUGGUUCAAGAAAUGUCAUUGAACUGCAUGGAACUGGCUACAUUGUGAAGUGUUUACACUGCCCAUAUGAGAUUGAUAGGAAUGAGCUUCAAGAACAGUUGGCAAAAAGCAAUCCAGAUAUGGAAAGUAAUUUUGGUAUGAUCCGGCCUGAUGGAGAUGUUGAUCUAACUAAGGAACAAGAAAGUAGGUUUAGAUCACCACUUUGCCCCAAAUGUGAAGGCCCAUUGAAGCCAGAUAUAGUGUUUUUCGGUGACAAUGUUCCUAAACUUAGAGUGGAGGCUGUAAAGAACAAAGUAUCAUCCAGUGAUGCUAUAUUUGUUCUCGGAUCAAGUCUAACGGUGUAUUCAAGUUAUAGAAUAAUUUUGCAAGCAAAAGAGGAAAAUAAGUGUGUUGCCAUUUUAAAUAUAGGCCCUACUAGAGCUGAUAACAUUGCUGACAUUAAAAUAGCAACAAAAUGUGGAGAUAUAUUGCCAGAAAUGUGUAAUAUAAUUUCAUAAUAUUGUGGGUAGUUAAAUUAAUGUGUUGUAUUGACA
This is a messenger RNA of Achroia grisella, 1038 nucleotides long. RefSeq names its product NAD-dependent protein deacylase Sirt4-like (gene Sirt4). The record is from RefSeq and is a predicted model, not a curated record. Lineage: Eukaryota; Metazoa; Arthropoda; Insecta; Lepidoptera; Pyralidae. Gene Ontology annotation, molecular function: NAD+ binding; NAD-dependent protein lysine deacetylase activity. The transcript is spliced from 4 exons.